Messenger RNA from Lathyrus sativus (Indian pea), 237 nucleotides. Lineage: Eukaryota; Viridiplantae; Streptophyta; Magnoliopsida; Fabales; Fabaceae. The record is from the annotation of a GenBank genome assembly.
AUGAGCAACUUUCACAAUCAACAACAAACACCUGUAUCAUAUCCACCACCAGGUGAAGCUUAUUCUACAUCUCAAUAUGUUACUGCUCCACCACCUAUGGGUUACCCUUCCAAAGAUGGUUCUGAAGGGUACCCCCAGCAAAGGAUUCCUGAUCAAACCACAAGUAGGGGUGAUGGUUUCUGGAAGGGAUGUUGUGCUGCUAUAUGUUGCUGCUGUGCCAUAGAUAUCUGCUUUUAA